AACCCGGGAGCGGGAGAGCGGGGUGCGCCUGCACAGGGGAGGGAGGACCCAGCCGCUCCUAAACGCUAGCUCGGCCCUAAGACAUCGCCCGACCACAACUCCCGUGAUGCUGUGGGCGCCGAGCCUAGCAACCCAGAAGGCUAGGUGGGGCGACGGGGCGGGUUCUUCCCGAAGAUCAGCCAAUAGUAGCGCAUGGAAAGAAUGACGAGUGCUCCUGGCCAUCCAGUAGCGGACGGCGGGAGGUGCGUUGAACGCAUGCGUCUUGAGGAAAGCUAGAAAGAGGGUCUGCUGGCGGGACGCGUCGAAGACAUGGAGCAGGGUUACGGAGGCUAUGGGGCAUGGAGUGCUGGACCUGCCAACACCCAGGGUACAUUUGGAAGUGCUGUGGCCAGUUGGCAAGGUUAUGACAACUACAACUACUACAGUGCCCAAAACGCCACUGUCCCUGCAGGAGCAACAUAUAACUAUGGCCCAACUUCAUGGGAGGCUACCAAGGCCAGUGAUGGUAGCCUGGCAGCUGGAGGCGCUGCCGUGCACAUGGCCUCUUAUGGCCCAGAGCCAUGCACUGACAAUUCCGACUCUCUCAUUGCCAAGAUCAACCAGCGUUUGGACAUGAUGUCCAAGGAAGGAGGCAGGGGCGGGAGCGGCAGCAGUGGGGAGGGCAUACAGGACCGGGAGAGCUCCUUCCGCUUCCAGCCAUAUGAGUCCUAUGAUUCCAGGCCUUGCUUGCCUGAGCAGAAUCCCUAUCGCCCCAGCUACAGCUAUGACUAUGACUUUGACCUGGGGACUGAUCGCAAUGGCAGUUUUGGUGGGCAGUACAGUGACUGCCGGGACCCAGUCCAAGAGCGGGGCUCCCUUGAUGGCUUCAUGCGGGGCCGGGGACAGGGCCAGGGCCGCUUCCAGGACCGCUUCCAGGACCGCUUCCAGGACCGGAGCAGCGCCAGCACUUUCAUGCGUAGUGACCCCUUUAUGCCACCCUCAGCCUCUUCUGAGCCCCUAUCUGCUUCCUGGAAUGAGCUGAACUACGUGGGUGGACGAGGCCUGGGAGGCCCCUCCCCCAGCAGGCCGCCUUCUUCCGUCUUCUCCCAGUCUUUGGCCCCGGAUUAUGGCAUGAUGGGCAUGCAGGGGGUGGGCACUUAUGACAACACCAUGCCUUAUGGAUGUGGCCGGUCACAACCUCGGAUGCGGGAUCGGCCCAGGAGGAGAGGGUUUGACCGCUUCGGACCAGACAGCAUGGGCAGGAAGCGGAAGCAGUUUCCCACAUAUGAGGAGCCAGAUGCCAAACUGGCCCGUGCUGACAGCGAAGGAGAUCUUUCCGAAAAUGAUGAAGAAGCUGGUGACUUCCGGUCAGGAGAUGAAGAAUUAAGGGGUGAGGACGAGUUCUACGACUCCGGGAAGCAGAGAGGUGAAAAGGACGACGAAGACGAGGAAAUGAAGAAGAGACGGGAAAAACAAAGAAGGAGAGAUAGAACACGGGACCGAGCAGCUGACAGGAUUCAGUUUGCCUGUUCUGUGUGCAAGUUCCGUAGCUUUGAAGAUGAAGAAAUCCAAAAGCAUCUGCAAAGCAAAUUUCACAAAGAGACGCUGCGGUUUAUAAGUACCAAACUGCCUGACAAGACAGUGGAGUUCCUCCAGGAGUACAUCAUAAACAGGAAUAAGAAAAUUGAAAAGCGGCGUCAGGAACUGAUGGAGAAGGAAAGCCCCAAACCCAAACCAGAUCCAUUCAAAGGGAUAGGCCAGGAGCACUUCUUUAAGAAGAUAGAAGCCGCACACUGCCUGGCCUGUGACAUGCUGAUUCCUGCACAGCACCAGCUCCUCCAGCGGCAUCUGCACUCAGCAGAUCACAACCACAACCGCAGGUUGGCUGCUGAACAGUUCAAGAAAACAAGUCUCCAUGUGGCUAAGAGUGUUCUGAACAACAGACAUAUCGUGAAGAUGCUGGAAAAAUACCUCAAGGGUGAGGACCCUUUCACCAAUGAAACUGUAGAUCCCGAAAUAGAAGGAGAUGACAAUUUAGCAGGUGAGGAUAAGGAAGAGACACCAGAGGAGGUGGCUGCAGAAGUCUUGGCAGAGGUGAUCACAGCAGCUGUGAGGGCUGUAGAGGGGGAAGAAGAGCCAGCUGCACAGCACGGUGAAGGGCCAGCUGAAGGGGAAGGCCCCGUGGACAUAACCAAGGCCAGUAGUGACCCCCACACUGAACAGCCCCUGGAAGAACAGACCUCCUGUGGGACAGCUUCUGAGGAGGAGGACACGGAAGGCAAGGCCAGAAGCCAGGCAGUGAUGCCACUAGCAGAGACAGAAAGCACCAUAACUGUUGCUGCUUCUGUCCCCACUGCCACAGAAGCUGAAGUGGGGCAAACUUAUGCUGAGUCCAAAGAUGAUAUUCCCGCAGAAUGAUCUUUUUUCCCUGUUUCAAGGGAUGUUUUAUAUAAUAUGUUGCUCUUUGUUUGGUUUGUAAGCAGUAGGGUGUGUGUUACUGGAAUAUGCUGUAAAGUACCUUUGGUGAAGUCUCAGCCAUUUCUUUUCUAAACUGUGUUCUUCAUGGCUUGUUCCACACAGUCGUGGGGCUUCCCACCUCUGUUUAAAGGCUAUGGAAGCUGUACAUUUCCCAGAGCUGCCUUGAUGGGGUUUCUUUACA
Messenger RNA from Castor canadensis (American beaver), 2638 nucleotides. It is a transcript of the gene Akap8, whose product is annotated as A-kinase anchoring protein 8. Gene Ontology annotation, cellular component: nuclear matrix; nucleus. Lineage: Eukaryota; Metazoa; Chordata; Mammalia; Rodentia; Castoridae. The record is from RefSeq and is a predicted model, not a curated record. Gene Ontology annotation, molecular function: DNA binding; protein kinase A regulatory subunit binding.